Melospiza georgiana is the source of this 7306-nucleotide messenger RNA. RefSeq lists its product as uncharacterized. Bases 91 to 3510 code for a protein of 1139 amino acids. The transcript has 4 exons. The record is from RefSeq and is a predicted model, not a curated record. Lineage: Eukaryota; Metazoa; Chordata; Aves; Passeriformes; Passerellidae.
AGGGAGGAGGGGGCUGAUGUGGUGGCCAGGCAUGAAGCUUGGGUGAGGAGGGAGGUCAAGGUGUCUGCCAGCGAGGCAACAAGGGCCACCAUGGAGAGACAGCAGGCAGGCGUGGCCCUGGGGCUGCUGGAGCGCUUGGCGGCCGUGUGUGACGAAGCCACUGUGUUCCCCCGGGAGCUGCAGCGCCUGCUCAGGGACAUUGAGGCCACCCUGAAGGAGACAAAUGAGGCGUCUCUUGAUGUCCCCGAGGACUUGGUGGCCAAGGUGGCCGACGCCGAGCGGCUGUGUGAGGCCAACGCCCACCUGGCAAAGGAUCACCUGGCAAAGACAGUUCGAGACAUCAUCAAGUUCUUGUUCCCUGGUGGUCCCGCCAGCCUCAGUGCCCGUGAGGUGGCUGAGCGGUGCCAAAGAGCCAUCGAGGACAUUCCAAGGCUCCUUCGACCCCUGGAGUGUCCCCAAAGUGUCCCCAAGGUGUUCCCAGUGACCAUGGAGCUCCAAGAGCUGUCCCCGGCCUUUCUGCAGCCACAGGUCACUGUCGUGGCCAUCCUGGGUGACCUGCUGGCCACCCUGCCCAGUGAGGACGAGAUUAAUCUGCUGUUCACGUGUCCAAGUGACUUUUACAGGGACCUGAGGGUCCUCACCUGGGAGCUCCGGGACACCCGGCACUGCACUGAAGACUGGAGGCACCGCACUGUCACCUGGGAUGAUGAUGACGCUGUCACCUCUCUUAGCCAGGCCCUGGCUGCCUGGGAGAGCACCCCAGGGAUGUCCCAGAAGCGUGUGACAAUGGCAGCCAGGAAUUGGCAGGGGUUGGUAAAUGCGCUUGUGAACAGCUGGGCCAGGCUGGCCAGGAUAGCCACCAAGCUCCCCAAUGCCUGCAGGGAUUUGGCCGCCAAGGCGGCCGACAGGGCAGCCACCGCCACCAGCCAGGCCAGGGAGCUGCAGGACGAGGCUGCCCGUGAUGGGACAGCUCAGGAAAACAUGGUGGAGCUGGGUCAGGCCCUGGGCAGGGAGGAGGGUGCCGAGGUGGUGGCCAGGCAUGAAGCCCAGGUGAGGAGAGAGGCCAUGGUGGCUGCCAGCGAGGCAAGAAGGGCCACCAUGGUGAGACAGCGGCUGGAGGCGUCCCUGGGGCUGCUGGAGCGCUUGGUGGCCACGUGUGACGAAGCCACCGCGUUCCCCCGGGAGCUGCAGCGCCUGCUGAAGGCCAUCAAGGCUGCCCUGAAGGGGACAAUUGAGGCGUCCCCCAAAGUCUCUGAGGACUUGGUGGCCAAGGUGGCCGUGGCCGAGCAGCUGUGGGAGGCCAACGCCCGCCUGGCCAAGGAUCACCUGGAGGGGACACUUCAAGGCAGCAUUAUUUUUCAUUUCAAUGGUGAUGGUCCCACCAGCCCCAGUGCCUGUGGGGUGGCCGGGCAGUGCCAAAGAGCCAUGGAGUACAUCGCAAGGCUCCUUGGACCCCCAGAGCAUCCCCAGAGUGUCCCCAAGGUGUCCUCAGUGAGCAUGGAGCUCCAAGAGCUGUCUCCAGCCCUGCUGCAGCCAGAGGUCACUGCCGUGGCCAUCCUGGGUGAGCUGCUGGCCAGCCUGCCCAGGCAGGAUGAGGAGAUGUAUCUGCACGUCCCAAAGUGCCUGUACUGGGAUCUGAAGAAUUUCACCAGCAACCUUCGCUUCACCCUGUACUGCACUGAUAACACCUGGUGGCGCCACAGUGUCACCUCUGGUGAUGAUGACCCUGUCACCUCCCUCAGCCGGGCCCUGGCUGCCUGUGAGAGCACCCGAGGGACUACCUGGGACAAUGUGACAAAGGCGGCCAGCGAGUGGCAGUGGUUGGUGUCUGUGCAUGUGUACAGAUGGGCUGAGCUGGCCAGGGCAGCCACUGAGCUUCGCAACACCUGCAGGGAGGUGGUCACUGAGGCGGCUGACAGGGAGGCCUCUGCCACUGCCUGGGCAAGGGACUUGCAGGCCCUGGCUGCCCGUGAUGGGACAGCUCAGGAAAACAUGGUGGAGCUGGGUCAGGCCCUGGUCAGGGAGGAGGGGGCCGAGAUGGAGGACAGGUAUGAAACCCAGGUGAGGAGAGAUGCCAGGGUGGCUGCCAGAGAGGCAACAAGGGCCACCAUGGAGAGGCAGCAGGCAGAGGCGGCCCUGAGGCUGCUGGAGCGCUUGGUGGCCACGUGUGAUGAAGCCACCGCAUUCCCCCAGGAGCUGCAGUGCCUGCUCUGGGACACCAAGGCCGCCCUGAAGGGGACAAGUGAAGCAUCCCCCAAUGUCCCCGAGGACUUGGUGGCCAAGGUGGCCAUGGCCGAGCAGCUGUGGGAGGCCAAGAGGCGCCUUGCCAAGGAUCACCUCCUGAGGGCAGUUCCAGGCACCAGCAAGUUCUAUUUCACUGGUGGUCCCGCCAGCCCCAGUGCCUGUGAGGUGGCUGAAUGGUGCCAAAGAGCCAUCGAGGACAUCCCAAGGCUCCUUCGACCCCCAGAGCAUCCCCAGAGCGUCCCCAAUGUGUCCCCAGUGAGCGUGGAGCUCCAAGAGCCAUCCCUUUCCCAGCUGCUGGAGGCUCUGGUCUCCGUGGUGGCCACUCUGGGCGAGGUGACAGCCACCGUGACCGGGCCAUACCGGGGCGUGCGGCGCUGUGUGCCCCCAAAGUUGCUGCACGCGGCCCUGAGGAUCUUCACCUGGAGCCUCCGUAAGGCCCUGGAACGCCCCGGUGUCAGCUCCCUGGAUGACCCUGGUGUCCCCUCCCUGGGCCAGACCCUGGCCACCCUCGGGGCCACCCCGGGGGCCACCUGGGCCGAUGUGAGAGCCACAGGCAGCGCCUGGCGGGAGUUGGUGGCUGCAUGUGAGGAGAGAUGGAAACAGCUGUUCGAGGAGAUCACCGAGCUCCGUGAUGCCUGCGAGGACGCAGCCCUCGCCUGGGCCAGGGACCAACAGGACAAGGCCAUCCGCAGGGGCACAGCUGGGGACAACCUGGCAGCCACAGCCCAGCAGCUGAUGGUGGCCCUGGACAGGGAUGAGGAGGCCUCGGCAGGGGCCACGCACAGUGCCCAGGUGAUGGCGGCCACCAGUGAGGCCAUGGGAGAGGCUGUGGUGGCCCCCAGGCCGGUGAGGGCAGCCAUCAGGAGGAGACAUUGGGCAGAAAUGGCCCUGGAGCCACUGCAGCGCUUGGUGGACGCGUGUGACAAAGGCAGUGAGUUUAUCAGUUACAUGGAGUGCCAGCUCAGGGACAUCGAGGCUGCCCUGGAGGGGACAAAGGAGGCAUCCCCCGAUGUUCCCAAGGACUUGGUGGCCAAAGUGGCCAAGGCUGAGCAGCUGUGGGAGGCCAGCACCCGCCUGUUCAACCAUCACCUUCUGGGGACACUUGGGGACAUCCACGACCUCCUCUUGAGUCCCUAUGGUGGCUGUGGUGGCCCCAAUGGCCCUGGCAGCCGUGCGGUGGCUGACCGGUGCCAAAAAGCCAUUGAGGAAAUCCCAAGGCUGCUUCAGGAUAGUGACAUCACCACUGCAACAUCAUCGCGGCAGUGACGUCAUUGGGGACAUCGCUGUGGUCACCUGUGCCUUCCCUGUGCAGUAAUUGAGACAAGUCUGGGGAAGUUUUUGGGAAUUUUCAUUGAAAUUGCCCCAAAUCCUGAUGGGAAUUCCUGGGGUGACAUCACUGAGGACACUCAGGGACUGGGGACAUGGGUGAAAGUGUCCCCUCAAGAACUUCCAGCUUUCCACUGUGCCUGCAGCAGAGCCAGGGUAUAAAUGACAAUUUAGUAAUUGGCUUCUGCAAUUCUGCAUUGGCUUCUGGAAUUCUGCAUUGGCUUCUGCACUUUUGUAUUGCCUUUUACACAUUUUUAUUGAUCACCAGAAAUUUGAUAUAGUAUUUGAUACUGAUAUUGAUUAUCGAUGAUUCCUUGUAGCUGCUGGUUGGUGCAAUAUUAUCUAGCAGUUCAUGUGUGCACCAUACAGCCUAUUAAUAAAUAAACAGAUAAAUAUCCUCUAUAUAAAUCAGCCUGGGCUGAUCUGAACUCUGUUUUAGACCAAUUACAUGGCCCCAUUGAGAGACGAGUGGUCAAUAAAUUCAUCCCAACAUUUCUUGAGGGGAGCACAGCCAGGGAGCUGCUUCAAGGCACUGUCACUGAGAUAUUUCCCCUUGAAAACCCUGGGUGGGAUGGAAAUACACCCGAGCAGAUGGCAAAAUUAAAAUUAUAUCAAAGCCUCAUGGAAAGUGGGAUAAAACUGGGGGUCUCUAAAGCUGUGAAUUGGAAAAGGCUUUAUCAAGUGAGGCAAAAUUAUGAUGAAUCACCCACUGAUUUUUUAAACAGGUGACUGCCAUCAAAUAUACUGAUCUAUAUAGUGAAUCAGCUGAUGGUAAAGCACAUCUGGUUUUGUUUUGUGUGGGUCAGGCUUCAAAUGAUAUAACAAGAAAAGAUAAAGGGAGUUCAAGACACAGAUAAACUCCUGGAGGUUGCCUGGAAGGUGUUUUGAGACAGAGGCCCAACUGAAAGAGUUAAUCCCAGCCUAGCAAGAAGGCAACUCAGGAAAAGUGACCCAAGAAAGAUUCCCCUAUGGAGAAGGCUCAGAGAGAAUCCUGUAAAAAAUGGGGACAUUGGAAAAAGGACUGUCCGGUGCUGAAAGAAAAAUCAUCAGUCCCUUUCAUAGCAGCGGUCCCCAGUGGGGAAUAAUGAGCAUUGACUCCAUGAUUGCAGCAGGCUGAUCAAUCGCUUUGUUAUACCAUCCUUUACUACUAAGAAAAACCCAUGGUCCUUGCCAGACAGUCACAACACACACGCAGAUCCAAUUGGUCAAUCAAGCCAAACAACCAUCACCAGUGGCCAGUUGUUCUGGUUUGAAAGCAAAAGCAGUGAGAGACCCCAAGUCAGAAAUACAAGUUUUUACACAAAGGAAAAAAACCCCAAAAUACAUGAACCACAAAAGAAAAAUAUAUAUAAAUGUAUAAUGCACAUAAUAAUGAACAUAAAAGAUAUAUAGAUGUAUAGAUAUAUAUAGAUAUAUAUAAAAUACAGAAUGAAACCUUACACACAGAUCUCAUUAAAAUUAGGUCUCUUUGUGGUACACAAGGGGUUUCCCCGUCCUUCUGCAUUACCCACCCAGAGUAACCAGGUCCUGGAGCAAAAAUGUUGGUGCCCUACGUUGGGCCCCAAAAUGAUGUUCUGGUUUGAAAGCAAAACCAGUGGGAGACUCCAAGUCAGAAAUACAAUUUAUUAGAAAAAGGAAAAAAAACCCAAAAGACAUGCAAUAAUACAAAAUAAAACUACUGACAGAGUCAGAAUAUAUCCUGACACCCUGCUGGUUAGGGCACUGGUAGCAGUUGAGAUGAAAUGGUCUUGUUGAAGUCAUGAUCCUGUAGAAAUGAUCUGGUAGCUCUUGUCCUCUGGAAACCAGUGGGUAAGGGCUGCCUGUUCUGUCCCAAAUCCCAGAUUAUAUCCAGGUGAGGAUGCUGAGCUCCUUCCCCCUGGGCAGAUCAUCUCCCAAUGGGCUGAUAUCUUUUUGAGUCAUGAUUGGUCCUUGAUUGCCCCUCAAACAGAAAUGGCUCCUGGAGGGAGUUAUCUGAGAGUCAUCAUUUCAAUUAAUUAAGCCUCACUAAGACAGUGAGCUUCCUUUGCAACUGUCUCUGAAAAACUUAGUGAGUAGAAGAGCUGGACAAUUUUAGUUUUAUUUUGGAAAAUAUUGAUGCUAUUUUGACAAUUAUCUUUUUCCUUUCCUGCCUGCUUCACUUGCUCCCUGCUCUGAUUUUCUCUGAAAAGCAAUAUUGUGUUUACCUAGUAACAAUGGCAGGUAAAUUGUUCUCAGCUGUCAAACAGGAAACUACAAUUUCUAUGUGACCUGGAAAGAUUUCACAGUAACAUCUUUUUUGGUGUCGGAUUGGAAGGUUGGGGAAGCUGGGAGCAAUCAGUGAGAUUCUGAACGGGAGCUGCUGCUCAGUGCAUGGAAUUGAUGGGUUCAUGUAGGGGGAUAGAAUAUAAGUAAAUAAAGGUAAUGGAGAAAGUAAUCUUACCCCCUAAAGAGUUGCAGCUGAGCCAACCAUUAGAGAUUUGGAGAAGGCCUGAUUUUAACAGGCCACAGCUAUAGCUUAAUGAGCCUUAAUUGGUCUUAUCCUAGGGCAAGCUAUUAUAGCUCCAGAGCUCAGCCCCCAAGAGGACUGAGUGCCAGAGGCCAGCUUGCUCAGACCAAGGCCACGGGUCAGCCCCUCGCAAGCAGGAGGAUAUUCAGCUCUUAUAGUGAUUAGCCAGCUCUUAUGAUUUCAGCUUUGCUUGCUAGGUAGCUUGCCCUUGGCUUGAGGCUCCAGCAGACGGUAGAGAGAGGAGAAGGAGAAGACGCCGGCUGUUCCACGAGUAUGGCUUUAUUGGAGGGGUUCGUGAAGGGUCUCAGCUCUUCUUCUUCCAAGUUAGUAGGGGUACAAUAUGCUACUUUUAUAGCCUUGGCCCAGUUCCAGUCUUGACCAAUGGCAAAGGUUAGAGUGACCAUAAGUGACCAAUAGUAGGGUUAACAAGAUAUUGCCUUACAUGGUUUUAGGGAUAGGUUAUAGGGUGGAUGUCCCUGGAGUCAGGAAGCUUCUUUGCUGCUGUGUCAGCAUUUCUAUUAUUCAGAUUCUCCACGGGGCCCUGGCUAAACUUGUGGGUUUCACUACAGUAGCCCAUAAGAAGAGUGUUAUAAAAGAGUGUAUUGGUUGGCUGAGGGAACUGGAAUCAGUUGGCUGCUGUGAGGACAAGGAAGAGUGAGUGCCUGGAGGAGCUGCCUACAAGAGACAUCAAGGAGGUACGAAACUCUAGCGAUAUGGAACCUUUGCAAUGUAAUGACAAUAGAACUCUUGCACUAUAAUGACAACAGAUUCAUUACAGGAGAUCAGGAAAAACCAUAAACCAAUGCCCCUCCCGGUGCCAGCAAGCUCUUGGGGAUGGGAAUAGAAUACAUUCUAUAUUGGAACGUAGGACAGGGCCAUUAAUUAAUAAUUCUCUGCUGCUAAUGGGUAAUUAAUUUUUGAUUACAUGCUGUUCAUGGGCCAUUAUUCUAAAUUCUCUGCUGUUAAUGGGCCAUACAGUAUCACUGCAUGGCUGAUGGGAUGACAUCAUCCCAUUGGGAGAUGCUCCACCCAAGGGGAGGAGCCAAACAUUCCUACCUGGAUGGAAUCUGACGUUGGAACACCACAGCAGCUUUUGCCACUGCAAUUCCCAGAGGAGCAGCUUUCUUCUUACUUUUACUUUAUUUUUUUGUCUUUUUUUAUUAUUGUUAUUUUUGACUUUAUUAUUUUUAUUCUUAUGUUUACUUUGUUUUUAUAUAGUUUUAAAUUAUUUUUAAUUUUUUUUAUUUUAUC